AAAAUAGCCAUACUAUCCAACUACUUCAGCGACAUGGCACAACGACCUAGAAGAUGAGAUGCCGUCAUCCAAUGAACGGUCUGAUAUAAACAAUGCCGACAAUAAUUCAUUUAUUAUAAUGGUCGGAUAUAAUAAAUUUUACGAAUUUUACGUAAAAUUCAGCAGAAGUAUAUAUAUCAAGUAUAUAUAUAUAGAUUAGAUCGCCCUCGAAAUUUGCAAUACGCCACAAUCCAGCAGAAGCUCCAUUUUCGGAAUUCGAUAAAGCUCAAAUACAAAGUAGUACUAUUCGUACUGAUCAAAGGCCAGAGAAAUGAACUAGUUCAAUUUCGAACAUUUAUAUGUCACGUUUCCAGGAGAAUACAUGGCAUCCUUGGCAACAGCAGAAGUUUGUGAUGUAAAUGCAGGGCUACUGUCAAAUGGCGAUCUACGAGUUUUGCCACCUAUCUUCCAGAUAUACGGGCAAAGUCGAGCUUUCUCUGGCCCCAUUACAACCCUUAAGGUGUUUGAGGACAAUGUGUUAGUCAGGGAGCUUCUUGAAACUAGAGGCGAAGGACGAGUUCUGGUAAUAGAUGGUGGAGGGAGCAUGCGAUGUGCUCUAGUAGGCGGGAACUUAGGACAAUUAGCGCAGAAUAUGGGUUGGGCAGGUAUUGUAGUUAAUGGCUGCAUUCGUGAUGUAGACGAGAUUAAUGGCUGUGACAUUGGGGUUCGUGCAUUGGCAUCGCACCCUCAGAAAUCGAGCAAGAAAGGCCAUGGUGAAAAACAUGUUCCUGUUUAUAUUGGGGGGAUGUUGAUUCGUGAAGGAGAAUGGUUAUAUGCAGAUAGUGAUGGCAUUCUCGUAUCGAAAACUGAAUUAUCGGUCUAAUUUGAAAAUCAUGCGAUUGUCUGCUCAAAGUACUAUGGCAAGUGAAAUCCUUGUUUUGUGUUGUGUAUUGAUACAUAUUUUGAUUCAUGUAGUCUAAUAAGGGCAAUGCCAAUCAUAAUUGAUAACUAUGGGGGGUUUUUUGUACCAAAACCAAGCACCCUCGUCGAAUGUUUCAUUUUUUUGUAACACUUCUCUUUUAAUCUGUUGAAAAAAGAACGAUACAUUGGAUAAUUUAA
Molecule: messenger RNA, 1098 nt
Organism: Nicotiana tabacum (common tobacco)
Lineage: Eukaryota; Viridiplantae; Streptophyta; Magnoliopsida; Solanales; Solanaceae
Product: putative 4-hydroxy-4-methyl-2-oxoglutarate aldolase 3
Biological process (GO): regulation of RNA metabolic process
Molecular function (GO): ribonuclease inhibitor activity
Source: RefSeq, a predicted model, not a curated record